Molecule: messenger RNA, 1481 nt
Organism: Momordica charantia (bitter melon)
Lineage: Eukaryota; Viridiplantae; Streptophyta; Magnoliopsida; Cucurbitales; Cucurbitaceae
Product: protein DETOXIFICATION 1
Biological process (GO): xenobiotic detoxification by transmembrane export across the plasma membrane
Cellular component (GO): membrane
Molecular function (GO): antiporter activity; xenobiotic transmembrane transporter activity
Source: RefSeq, a predicted model, not a curated record
GUUUGGAGAGAAAAAAAAUGAGAGAAAAAUGGAGAGUUUACCCCACAGAGCUGAAGAAGGUGAGCCUCAUGGCAGCCCCCAUAAUCACUGCGUUAGUUCUUCAGUAUCUGCUGCAGGUCGUCACCCUCGUCGUCGUCGGCCAUCUCGGCGAUGAGCUCUUGCUUUCGGGAGUCUCCAUUGCCUCUUCCUUCGUCUGCGUCGCUGGCUAUAGCAUCCUUAUAGGGAUGACUGGAGCUUUGGAAACUCUAUGUGGGCAAGCAUAUGGGGCAGAGCAAUAUCAGAAGCUUAGUGUUUAUACUCACAGUUGCAUAAUUUCUCUCAUUUUGGUCUGUUUCCCAAUCUCUGUGCUGUUGUUCUUCACAGACAAGUUACUAAUUUCCAUUGGCCAAGACCCUUCCAUUUCUUCUGUGGCCAAAAAAUUCUCAGUUUUUCUAAUUCCAAGUCUGUUUGGGUAUUCAAUUCUUCAGUCUCUUCUGCGCUAUCUCCUCACUCAGAGCCUCAUUCUUCCUAUGCUCUUUAGCUCCUUUGCCACCCUCUGUUUGCACAUUCCCAUUUGUUGGCUUCUUGUGUUCCAUUUCAAGCUUAGGGUUGUGGGAGCUGCUUUGUCUCUUGAUAUAUCCUAUUGGCUCAAUGCCAUCUGCCUUGCCUUUUAUGUCUUCUUCUCUCCCUCUUGCAACAAGACUCGCACCCCGCUCUCGAGAGAGGCUGUCUCGAGCAUCCGCGAGUUCUUUCGCCUUGCCGUCCCCUCUGCAGCGAUGGUUUGCCUUGAGUGGUGGUCAUAUGAGGUCAUUCUCUUGCUUUCUGGGCUUCUACCAAAUCCUAAGGUGGAGGCUUCUGUGGUAUCUAUAUGUUUCUCCAUCACUUAUUUGCAUUUUUUCAUCCCAUGUGGCUUGGGGGACACAGUCAGUACAAGGGUUUCAAAUGAACUAGGAGCUGGAAAUCCAGAGGCAGCAAAAGUGGCAGUGAAGGUAGUGGGAGCUCUUGGCAUCAUAGAAUCAAUAAUUGUGAGUGUGAUUCUCUUUGGAUGUCGCAAUAUAUUGGGCUAUGCCUUCACCAAUGACACCCAAAUUGCCAACCACAUUGCCUCCAUGUUGCCUCUGAUUUGCCUUUCCAUUCUCACGGAUUGUUUCCUCGGUGUCCUUUCAGGGGUUGCCAGAGGCACGGGAUGGCAGAGAUUAGGAGCAUAUGUGAAUUUGGGAUCAUAUUAUAUAUUUGGGAUUCCAAUGGCAGCUGUUUUGGCUUUUGUGGCACAUUUGAGAGUCAAAGGGCUGUGGAUUGGCUUAGUCGCAGGAGCAACCCUUCAAAGCAUUGUGUUUGCUCUCAUUACCAUUUUUACUGAUUGGCAGAAACAGGCAUUAAAAGCAAGGGAAAGGGUACUUGAAGGAAAUACCUGAAAUAUUUACUCCACAUAUGAUGUGAUCAGAUUGGUCAAAGGACAUAAUUUUGUACUUGCAAUUAAACCCUUAGAGUUUGAUUCAAUU